UUUACAAAAGAAAGGUAUUUUAUUUCUUAAUUGCUAUAUAGCGUUUAGUGUUUUGUUAGAUCUGUGCAAUAUCUAAGAUCUUCUGAAAAUAUAAUAUUUGUUACAUGAUUUAUAUAAUGUUUGUUAUAAAAUAAAUAAAAAAUAUUCUUAAAUGUCUAUUAAACUACCCUUAAGCAAUUAGCAUGAAGCUAGGGAAAGGUGUAGGGGGUCAUAGCCUGUUCCUUAAUCUUGUGAUAGACACUCAUUCAUAACAGUUUAAAAGUCCUCAAAAUAUAAUUGUCAUAAAUAACUAACAUCAAUUCCAUUGUAUUUCUUUUCAACAGAUGAAUUUACAAAUUGCAGUAAUCAUAGUCCUAGCCAUGGUGAAAAUACAGAUACUUGUUUCAAUCUUCAAAAUCAAAGAAGAAAUAUGGAAAAUUUAUGUUCUGAAUAUGGGAAAUGUUUUACCAGAAAAGCAAAUGUUUUAAGACAUCAGAAAAUUCGAACAGGAGAGAAAGCAUUUUCUUGUUCUGAAUGUGAGAAGUGGUUUACUGUGAAAUCAAAUUUUAUUAGACAUCAGAAAAUUCAUACAGGAGAGAAAGCAUUUUCAUGUUCUGAAUGUGGGAAAUGUUUUACUAAAAAAUCAACUCUUAUUACACAUCAGAAAAUUCAUACAGGAGAGAAAGCAUUUUCAUGUUCUGAAUGUGGGAAAUGUUUUAGUCGGAAAUCGCAUCUUCUUGGACAUCAGAAAAUUCAUACAGGAGAGAAAGCAUUUUCAUGUUCUGAAUGUGGGAAAUGUUUUAUUGAAAAAUCAACUCUUAUUACACAUCAGAAAAUUCAUACAGGAGAGAAAGCAUUUUCAUGUUCUGAAUGUGGGAAAUGUUUUGCUCUGAAAUCAACUCUUAUUAGACAUCAGAAAAUUCAUACAGGAGAGAAAGCAUUUUCAUGUUCUGAAUGUGGGAAAUGUUUUACUGUAAAAUCAGGUCUUAUUACACAUCAGAAAAUUCAUACAGGAGAGAAAGCAUUUUCAUGUUCUGAAUGUGGGAAAUGUUUUAUUAAAAAAUCAGAUCUUAUUAGACAUCAGAAAAUUCAUACAGGAGAGAAAGCAUUUUCAUGUUCUGAAUGUGGGAAAUGUUUUACUGAAAAAUCAACUCUUAUUACACAUCAGAAAAUUCAUACAGGAGAGAAAGCAUUUUCAUGUUCUGAAUGUGCGAAAUGUUUUAGUCGGAAGUCAUAUCUUCUUGGACAUCAGAAAAUUCAUACAGGAGAGAAAGCAUUUUUAUGUUCUGAAUGUGGGAAAUGUUUUACUGAAAAAUCAACUCUUAUUAAACAUCAGAAAAUUCAUACAGGAGAGAAAGCAUUUUCAUGUUUUCAAUGUGGGAAAUGUUUUAGUAAGAAAUCAAAUCUUCUUGGACAUCAGAAAAUUCAUACAGGAGUGAAACCAUUUUCAUGUUUGCAAUGUGGGAAAUGUUUUAGUCAGAAAUCAAAUCUUCUUAGACAUCAGAAAAUUCAUACAUGAGAGAAAGCAUUUGCAUGUGUUGAAUGUGGGGUACGUUUUACUCUAAAAUCACAUUUUACUACACAUCAGAAAAUUCAUACAGGAGAGAAAGCAUUUUCAUGUUCUGAAUGUGAGAAGUGUUUUACUGACAAAUCAACUCUUAUUAAACAUCAGAGAAUUCAUACAGGAGAGAAA
Messenger RNA from Bombina bombina (fire-bellied toad), 1672 nucleotides. Its product is annotated as gastrula zinc finger protein XlCGF17.1-like. The record is from RefSeq and is a predicted model, not a curated record. Lineage: Eukaryota; Metazoa; Chordata; Amphibia; Anura; Bombinatoridae. The transcript has a single exon. Bases 410 to 1498 code for a protein of 362 amino acids.